AUUUAUAUAGUAGAUAAAAACAGAAAAAUGUGUCCUCCACACUCGAGAGAUAGAGAGAGAAAGUGUGUCCUCUAGAGAGAGAAAGAGAGACAGCGAGAGAAAGGGGGAAGGGAGAAGAAAGAUGACAGGUGGGAGGUAUUGUUACAGAGAUGUGCUGCCAUUGACAGCCAUGGUGACCAUGGAGUGCAUCAAUGUAGCCUUGAACACCUUAUUCAAAGCGGCCACACUCAAAGGCAUGAGCUACCAUGUCUUUGUCGCUUAUGCUUAUGCAGUUGCAGCUCUCAUUCUCCUUCCUUCGCCCUUCUUCUCCCACAGAUCAAGAGUGCUUCCUCCAGUCAAUUUCUCCAUCAUAUCUAAAAUCUGCCUUCUUGGCCUAAUUGGGUGUGCAUCUCAAAUUGUGGGGUACACAGGGAUUAAUUACAGUUCUCCAACUCUUUCUUCUGCCAUCAGCAACCUGAUACCUGCUUUCACCUUCAUUCUUGCCAUCAUUUUCAGGAUGGAAAAGGUAGCAUUGAGAAGCUCAAGCAGCCAAGCUAAAAUCAUAGGUACCGUAGUAUCCAUAUCAGGAGCAUUUGUAGUGGUUCUCUAUAAAGGUCCACCAGUCAUAUUGACUUCAUUUCCUUCCAUUUCGCUUCGUCAGCCUCUAAGCUCGCCACGCUCAAAUUGGGUGAUUGGCGGCCUUUUCCUUACAACUGAGUAUAUUUUGGUGCCAAUGUGGUACAUUGUUCAGGCGCAAAUCAUGAAGGAGUAUCCAGCAGAACUGACCGUAGUCUUCUUCUACAACUUGAUCGUUAGCAUCCUAGCUGCAAUUGUAGGUUUCAUCACAGAACCAAACUGGAGUGCUUGGAGAAUUAAAUUUGAUAUAGCAUUGCUAUCUAUUGUAUGCUCGGGGGUUUUCGGAUCAUGCUUGAACAACUCCGUCCACACAUGGGCAAUACGCUUGAAGGGGCCUGUCUAUGUUGCAAUGUUCAAGCCAUUGUCAAUUGUCAUUGCAGUUGCCAUGGGGGUCAUGUUCCUCGGUGACACUCUCUAUCUUGGAAGUGUUGUAGGAGCAACAAUAAUCUCUAUUGGAUUUUACACAGUAAUGUGGGGAAAAGCAAAGGAGGAGAUGGUUGAUGAGAGUGAAAUUGAUAGCUUGGAAGCGCUUUCAGCCCACAGAAUUCCUCUGUUACAGAAUCAUAAAAAACAAGGAGUGUAGUGCAGAAAAACAGAAGCACAUUUCUAAUUGUUAAUUACAUAGCAAUAUGCAUUGUGGAAAUUCAAUUGUGUACUUGUUGAUGCUCUAAGCUUAGCAUCAGUCAAAGGGGUCAAAAUAUGCAUUAGAAACGUACUUUAUAUAUUUUAUUUAUAUGUAUGUAUGUGUAACAUAUAGAUUGUGAGUUUGUAUGUAUUUGUGUAGAAUCUAGAUCAGGUUUAGUAAUUUUUAGUGCAUCAAAUGACGUUUCUUUGAUGAACAUGUAAAACUUUAUAUUGAGAUGUAAUAUAUACUAUUAAAUUUAGAUGCAA
Molecule: messenger RNA, 1506 nt
Organism: Cornus florida
Lineage: Eukaryota; Viridiplantae; Streptophyta; Magnoliopsida; Cornales; Cornaceae
Product: WAT1-related protein At3g28050-like
Exons: 7
Coding region: 122-1198 (358 amino acids)
Cellular component (GO): plasma membrane
Molecular function (GO): transmembrane transporter activity
Source: RefSeq, a predicted model, not a curated record